GUGCGCAGCCAUCCGCGCUUGCAGCGUCAUCCUGAGGGGCCGGUUUGAAUAAGACCCCGAGGGAGGGAGGCAGGCAGGCAGGGAAGUGCCGCGCUGCUACAGCUCCGUCUUCUGUCUUUAGCUAGCUCAUUGCCUUGCUUGCUUAACUCGCCAGCCAUGCCGCUUUUCACAGUUAAUGUAAAAUGGGGCAAAGAAAAAUUCGAUGGAGUGGAGCUGAAUACAGAUGAGCCUCCAAUGGUAUUCAAAGCACAGCUUUUUGCUUUGACUGGCGUUCAACCUGACAGACAAAAAGUGAUGGUGAAAGGUGGAACUUUAAAGGAUGAUGAUUGGGGUAAUAUCAAAAUAAAAAGUGGGAUGACCUUAUUAAUGAUGGGCUCUGCUGAUGCUCUUCCUGAAGAACCAGUAGCCCGGCCUGUUUUUGUUGAAGAUAUGACAGAAGAACAGUUAGCCUCGGCAAUGGAAUUACCGUGUGGCUUAACAAAUCUUGGGAAUACUUGUUAUAUGAAUGCUACAGUUCAGUGUAUUCGCUCUGUGCCAGAAUUGAAAGAAGCUCUUAAGAGGUAUGCUGGUGCCUUAAGAGCUUCAGGGGAAAUGGCCUCUGCUCAGUAUAUUACUGCAGCUUUAAGAGAUUUAUUUGAUUCUAUGGACAAAACUUCCUCCAGUAUCCCUCCCAUCAUUCUUCUCCAAUUUUUACAUAUGGCCUUUCCUCAGUUUGCAGAAAAAGGAGAUCAAGGCCAAUAUCUUCAACAGGAUGCCAAUGAAUGCUGGGUACAGAUGAUGCGAGUACUGCAGCAAAAGUUAGAAGGUAUAGAAGGUGAUGCAGUAAUGGAAACUGACUCUUCAGUUUCAGGUGCAGCAGGAACAGCAGCAACACCACCUCCUAAAAAGAAAAGCUUAAUUGACCAGUUUUUCAGUAUUGAGUUUGAAACUAUGUAUCCUAAACGUUCUGGAGUAAUAAAGCGUGCUUAUGAAAGAGACACAAGCGAUACUACAAGCAAUCCAAGAGGCAAGCCCAACUGCAAGGAAAAACUAUGAGGAGAUGAAAAAUUACAUUGAUAAAAUGAACCAAAAACUUGAUAAUAUAGACUCUCAAUUUACAAAUUUUAAACAGUUGGUCACAAAAAAUGAACAUAGGAUUCAAAAAAUAGAAGAUAAAUCAACAGAGGUUGACAAAAAAAAUAGAAGAAUUGAUGCAAAUAAAUGGAGAAUUAGAGGACUCAAUAGCAGUCAUGGAAAUGGAAAAGGCUUGUUACUUCUUAAGAUUUCAAAACAUAAUGGAAGACAAGGAAGAGAACCUUGUAGAUCUGAUAACGGAAUUACUGGCUGAUGCAUUAGAAAUCGGGAAACAGGAAAUGGAAGGAGAAUUAGAUCAGAUAUACCGAGUUAACUCAAAUUACGCGAGAAAAAAUAAAGUUCCUAGAGAAGUACAUGUUAGAUUUCUUAAAAAAUCUGUAAGAGAUGAGAUCCUGAGAAGUGUGAGAGAUGACCCUUUGAAAUAUAAAGGAAAAGAAAUUGUAGUCCUCAAACAGAUCCCUAGGAGAAUAAGAGAGUCCCGAAGAGAAUAUCAAUUUUUAAUCAGAAAAUUAAUUGAAAAAGGAGUGAACUUUAGAUGGCUGAUCCCAAAAGGGAUUUUAAUUUAUUGGAAUAUGAAAAGAUACAGACUGGACACGACACUUAAAGCAAUGGAAUUCUAUGACAACCAUAAAGCGUUCAUGGAAGGUGGUGAAUUUGAAUCUGGUACAGCAAGAGAAACAGAGAGGAAGAGAUGGUAAUAGAAGGAGUAGCCAAACCAAGAGAAGAAGAAGAAACUAAAAAUACAAAUACAGAAGAAGGGGCAAGACCAAGAGAACAGAGACAGAUAAGAUCGAUUAGAAGAUUAAGACCUAAAUAUAAUUGAAAGAGAUGGAGAAGAGGAAAAAAAGUUACACGACUACAAAAAUUAAAAAUAGAUAUAAUUUGUCUCCAAGAAACACAUAUUAAGAGACAAUACUAUAAAUUGUUGGAACAACCAAAAAUUGGCAAACUCCAUUUUGCAUUAGCACAACAAAAGAAAAGAGGAAUAGCUCUAUUAAAGAAACAAUGAACCCUAAACAAAUUUAUGCGGAUGAAGAGGGAAGAAUAUUAAUGGUGAAAAUAAUAAUGGACCAAAACCAGAUACUGAUGGUAGCAAUAUAUGCACCAAAUGAUAAACAAGAAUUUAAUCAAAAAUUACAUUAAAAAUUGAAUUGGAAUAUCAAAAUCUUUGUAUAAUGGGAGGCUUUAAUGCAAUAGCAGAUGGAACUUUGGACUAUAAAAGCACUAAAAUAGGGAAGAAAGGAAGAAACAUAUUACCUUAAACCUUUUCUAAAAUGGCAGAAGAAAUUUGUAUUCAAGACAUGGAGAGAAAAAAAUCCAAAAAAAUUGCAAUAUACAUUUUAUUCAAAUAGACACAAAUCAUGGUCUAGAAUUGAUAUGAUAUGGAUGUCCUGAAAUUAGCACGAUGAUACAAGAAGUAGAGAUAGAAACUAAUACCUGGGCAGAUCAUAAUCCAAUAAAGAUGACCUGGAAAGAAGCCAAGAAAAAAAUCAGAUGGUCCCUGAACAAAUCUAUAUUGAAAGAAAAAGAAUUUAUACAACUAGCGACAAAGGAGAUUUACUUUUUUUUCAAAAUAAAUAAGAAAGAAGAUACAUCACUUCAAAAUGUGUGGGAUACAGCUAAAACAUUUUAGAGAGCUGGCUAUAACUUAUACUGCUAAAAAAACAAAGAAAGAAAACAACAACAGUUAAAGUUGAAGGAAGAAUUUAGAAAAUUAAAACUAAAACUACAAAUAGACCCACAAAAGAAAAUACUUAAAAAUAAAUGGAGAUAAUAAAACAUAAACUAAACCUAGUAGAGGCGGAAAUAAUAGCUCAACAGAUUAAAAGGACUAAACAACUUUUUUGAAAAUGUCAAUAAGUCGGGGAGAUGGUUAGCAAAUAGACUGAAGAAAGAAAAAGAAAAAACUGAUAAAUAAGUUGCAAGACCUAAACGGUGAAUUACAGUUUCAAAAUGACACAAUUUUAAAAUAUUAUUAAAGACUUUUACGAGAUACUUUACAAUGCAAACGAAAUUUCAAAA
Crotalus tigris (Tiger rattlesnake) is the source of this 3096-nucleotide messenger RNA. Its product is annotated as ubiquitin carboxyl-terminal hydrolase 14-like. The transcript is spliced from 10 exons. The record is from RefSeq and is a predicted model, not a curated record. Gene Ontology annotation, biological process: protein deubiquitination; proteasome-mediated ubiquitin-dependent protein catabolic process; regulation of proteasomal protein catabolic process. NCBI's taxonomy places the organism in Eukaryota, Metazoa, Chordata, Lepidosauria, Squamata, Viperidae. The coding region runs from base 157 to 1035 and encodes 292 amino acids. Gene Ontology annotation, molecular function: cysteine-type deubiquitinase activity; protein binding; proteasome binding.